AUGGCUGAUCCCAAGAAAUAUACUGUUGGUUGGAUCUGCGCUCUGACUACGGAGCAGAUUGCGGCGGCGGCGUUUCUCGAUGAGCAGCACGCACCCUUGGAAGACCAGCCGUCGCAUGACUCCAACAGCUACAUAUUGGGUUCUAUUGGAAAGCACAAUGUUGUCAUUGCUGUUCUUCCCUUAGAAUACGGGACCGCUUCUGCGUCCAACGUGGCCACCAAUUUACUACGAACCUUUCCCAACGUCAGAGUUGGUCUUCUCGUUGGUAUUGGCGGCGGUGCACCUAGCGAUAGACAUGAUAUUCGUUUAGGAGACGUCGUGGUCAGCGCACCCUCGGCCGGCAACGGAGGCGUAUUCCAAUAUGACUUUGGAAAGACGAUCCAGGGAGAAGCCUUUCAGCACACAAGGUUUCUGAACCAAUCUCCAGCGGUUUUACGCUCUGCAGUAGCGAGCCUCCAGACCAGAUAUAUGCUCGAUGGGCAUCAGCUAAAAAAGAACAUCGAAAGCGUUCUAGAAACAAGAAAGAGACUCAAAAAACUAUUCGGUCGACCAAAUGAAAACAGCGACAUGCUAUUCCAAUCCAAUGUAGUCCACGACGAGGAAGGCUGCGCAGCAGUAUGUGCAAAGAACAAAUCCAACUUGGUCGCACGUUGCGAACGUACUGAACAUGACGAUGACCCUGCAGUGCACUAUGGCCUUGUUGCUUCUGCGAAUCAAGUCAUGAAAGAUGCCCAUAUUAGAGAUAAACUUUCUGCUGAAAAAGAUGUCUUGUGCUUCGAGAUGGAAGCAGCAGGACUGAUGAACAAUUUUCCUUGCUUGGUGAUACGCGGAAUAUGCGAUUACUCUGACUCCCAUAAGAGUAAGGAGUGGCAAGGCUUCGCGGCAAUGGCAGCUGCUGCAUAUGCAAAAGACCUCCUCGGUAUAAUUCUUCCAGGCAAGAUUGAAGCAGAACGGAGACUUAGCGAGGUCCUUACGCAAGUUAGAGACGCUGUAACCAAUAUUGAGACAAACGUUGAAGAUAUCAGAUCCCGAAUGAAUUCGGAGGAGGACCUCAAAAUCUUGGACUGGCUUGCAGACUCCAAUUACAGUAGCCAGCAUAAUGACUAUCUCUCCAGACGCCAACAGGGCACAGGACAGUGGCUCUUGGAAUCAAAGGAAUAUCAGAACUGGCUAUCGGCGAAGAAGCAAACGUUGUUUUGCCCUGGGAUACCCGGUGCUGGAAAGACUAUUCUGACCGCUAUUGUGGUUGAAGAUCUCCACACCCGUUUUAACAAAGACCCGACAGUCGGCAUUGCGUAUAAUUACUAUAACUUCAAGAGCCAAGACCAACAAACCGCUGAUAAACUUAUGGCAAGUCUCCUGAGGCAGCUGUGUUUCUCUCAAUCGUCACUGCCCGAAGUUGUGCAAUCUCUCUAUGAUAAGCAUAGUUACAGGAAGACUCAGCCAUCCUUGGAAGAAAUUGCAAGCGCUCUACAAGUUGUUGCCAGAACCUUUUCUCGAGUCCUCAUCAUAAUCGAUGCAUUGGAUGAAUCCCGAGUCCAAGAGCGACCUCUAUUUCUCUCCGAACUCUUCAAAGUUCAGGCAGAAAUCAGCGUUAAUAUUUUUGCAACUUCACGACCGAUUUUAGAAAUCAAAAACUUGUUCCGGGGAUGCAUUACGUUAGAUGUCGUGGCUAGCCCAGAGGACAUAUACAAGUAUGUCGAUGGUCACAUGUCGAUGCUUCCAAAAUUUGUUCACAAAAAUAUCAUUCUAAAGGAGCAACUAAAGGCUGGAAUUACUAAAAUCGCUCAAGGAAUGUUCCUGCUAGCACAGCUCUAUCUCGGCACUUUGGAGGAUAAGGUCACGCCGAAAGAGAUGAAGCAAGCAUUGAGGAAAUUCCAGCGAAUAAGCCUGGGAAAUGCGAAAGACCAAAAACGUGAAGUAUUAAAAGCUAUUUACGAUGAUACAAUGAAGAGAAUCAAGGAGCAGAAACCAGGUUUCUGUCAUCUGGCGACAAAUGCUUUAUCUUGGCUUUCCCAUGCGAAGAGACAGCUUAAAACAGUAGAGCUUCAGCACGCCCUCGCAGUGAAUAUGGAGGUGGACAGUGGCCGUGGCCGGAUUCCAGAAAAAUUUCAUGCUGACAGUAUCCCGGACAUUGAUCUGAUAGUCUCGAGUUGCCAUGGAUUGGUCACCGUCGACGAAGAGAGCCAAGUCAUACGAUUAGUACAUUACACGACACAAGAAUAUUUUGAUCGAAUGCGACGACAGUGGUUCCCUGAAGCAGAAACCAAAAUUGCAAAUGUCUGCACACUAUACAUCACAGUUGAUGAGUUCUACUCAUAUGAAAAUGAGAGGGAAAACUACCCUAGGAUUGAGAAAAAGCUGCAACUGGACCCCUUUUUCGGCUACGCAUGUGCGAACUGGGGUUAUCAUGCGCGUGGAGCUGACUCUUCUAGUCAUUUCAUUCAUGUUUUCCUCGCAGAUAAGUGGAGUGUUAGGACUGCAGCUCAGACCGUGUGCUACAUGCAACUGUUUCAGGCCAACAAUUGGAACGUCAUGGAUAUCACGCUCGUGACAGCGCUAGAACUUGCCGCUUUUUUCGGGGCUGUAGAUUUGAUGUAUAGGCUUCCAAGCAUCCUAAAUACUUCUUUCAGGGUUGAUGAUCUUGACAGUGCCCUUUACAGCGCUCUAUACAAUAAGCAGAGUGAUGCUAUCAUGCUACUUCUUGACAUGGGCGCGGACAUUGGCGCCAAGGAUCGAUAUGGGAGGAAACCGCUGCAUAGGGCAGCACUUUGGGGUGAUGUGGAUGGAGUCCGGUUACUUUUAGACCUUGGCGCCGAUCCCAACGCAUAUGAUAAAUGGUCUCAGACGGCUAUCCUGCAAGCGGCAUAUCGAGGCCACACAGCUGUAGUCCGGUUACUUCUUGAAAGGGGUGCUGAUUUUGCCAAGGCAGACACUAACCGCUUGACGCCGGUUGAUUAUGCUGUAUAUGAUGACAACAAGGCCAUGAUCCAGGACUUUCUCAAGACGGUUACUGGGUCGAAGCCAAGAGUCUACCUCCUGAAGAAUACGAUACUUAGGGCUGCAAUAAACUGUUCGGAUUUUGAGGCCUUUAGGCUAGUUUUUGAAGAAGGCCCUCGACCGAAAUUGAAUGGAAGAUUUGGUAGCAAGCUGCUGUUCAAGGCAGUGACGCGAAAUGAAGCCUCUAGACGGGUGUAUCGGGUGGACCGAUAUGAACUUAAGGGUGAUUUGGCUAUUGUCGAGCUGCUUCUUGCCAAGGGUGCUAAACUAAUACAGAGCGGCAGUUAUGGAAAAAAGAGAAUGCUUGCUAGGACAGGCAUCAGCCACGAAUGGCUUGCUCAAAAAAUACCUGCGCUUUUCACCGAAGAGAGACGCUGGAUAAGGAAAAGUUGCCGUACAUGA
Trichoderma gamsii is the source of this 3402-nucleotide messenger RNA. RefSeq lists its product as hypothetical. Bases 1 to 3402 code for a protein of 1133 amino acids. The record is from RefSeq and is a predicted model, not a curated record. Gene Ontology annotation, molecular function: catalytic activity; protein binding. The transcript is spliced from 3 exons. Gene Ontology annotation, biological process: nucleoside metabolic process. Lineage: Eukaryota; Fungi; Ascomycota; Sordariomycetes; Hypocreales; Hypocreaceae.